AUGGCCCUGUCCUUUUCUUUACUGCUGGCCGUGGUGGUGCUCAGCUACAACUCCAUCUGCUCUCUGGGCUGUGAUCUGCCUCAGACCCACAGCCUGGGUAAUAGGAGGGCCUUGAUACUUCUGGCACAAAUGAGAAGAAUCUCUCCUUUCUCCUGCCUGAAGGACAGACAUGACUUUGGAUUCCCCCAGGAGGAGUUUGACGAUAACCAGUUCCAGAAGGCUCAAGCUAUCUCUGUCCUCCAUGAGAUGAUCCAGCAGACCUUCAACCUCUUCAGCACAAAGGACUCAUCUGCUGCUUGGGAACAGAGCCUCCUAGAAAAAAUUUCCACUGAACUUUACCAGCAAUUAAAUGACCUGGAAGCCUGUGUGAUACAGGAGGUUGGGGUGGAAGAGACUCCCCUGAUGAAUGAGGACUCCAUCCUGGCUGUGAGGAAAUACUUCCAAAGAAUCACUCUUUAUCUCACAGAGAAGAAAUACAGCCCUUGUGCCUGGGAGGUUGUCAGAGCAGAAAUCAUGAGAUUCCUCUCUUAUUCAACAAACUUGCAAAAAGGAUUAAGGAAGAAGGAUUGA
Symphalangus syndactylus (siamang) is the source of this 570-nucleotide messenger RNA. RefSeq names its product interferon alpha-4-like. Gene Ontology annotation, cellular component: extracellular region. NCBI's taxonomy places the organism in Eukaryota, Metazoa, Chordata, Mammalia, Primates, Hylobatidae. The record is from RefSeq and is a predicted model, not a curated record. Gene Ontology annotation, molecular function: cytokine receptor binding. Gene Ontology annotation, biological process: defense response.